UUUUUUUUUUUGUUUUUUUAAAUUCACGCACGCAACCUGGGGGCUCACGACGCCAAUAUGCCAAGCGCCUCAUUUUCUGGGCGCGGCUAUGUCCGUCGAUCGCGAAGAAAAGGUGCAAAUAGGAUUCCAUUACCAUCAAGAGCUUCUGAUGAAGCAUACGAUUUGCCAUGCCCGGCAUCGAAUCAAAUUGCACUAGGAGGCGGUGGUGGCGGCGGAGGCAGUGGUGGAAGCAGCGGAGGCGGCGGUGGUAAUAGCAGCAGCAGCAGCAGCGGUGGUGUAAGUGGUGGAAGCGGAGGUCGAGGACCUUUUCCGAGUACUUCAGGGGUCGCAGCGCCUUCGUCGUCGCACUCCUCGCCAUAUGACCUCAGACGAAAAAGUCCCCCUCAUCCGGAUCCGGCACCCGGAACCAGCUCUGCAUUACCUCCAGCAGGCGGCAGCAGUUAUGCCGCCGCCAUAUUUGUCUCAUCCUCACUUCCGGCGAGAAAACGACCCCGACGAGCAUGUUCAUUAUCCAUCGAUGGCACAUAUACACACACGGCAGCCCAUUAUCUUCAAUAUGAAUUACCGGAUGAGGUUCUAUUAACAAUAUUCAAUUAUUUUAUGGAACAAGAUUUGUGUCGUGUGGCACAAGUAUGUAAACGAUUUCAAGUUAUUGCAAACGAUACUGAAUUAUGGAAAUCGCUUUAUCAACAAAUUUAUGAAUACGAUAUUCCACUAUUUAAUCCAGAACCAUGUAAAUUUGAAUUUAUUUCACCUGAUGAAUCGGAUUAUGCAAAUCCAUGGAAGGAAAGUUUUCGACAAUUAUAUCGUGGCGUACAUGUGAGGCCAGGCUAUCAAAAUAAUCAUCGAAGUAAAUUCAAAAAUCUUCCCUAUUUUAAUACAAUACAAAGUGCGAUUGAUUACGCUGAUGAAUAUCGAAGUAAUAGCAGUAGCAGUAGUUCAUCAUCAAGUAGCAGUAGUACAUCAAGUUCAACAAGUAGCAGUGCGGGCAAUAAUUGUUGUAAUAAUACACAAAAUAAUACAACUGGAAAUAAUAAUAAUACAACAACAACUAAUAAUACAACUAAUGGAAAUAAUAAUAGUAAUACAAAUGAUGAUACGUAUCAGCAUUUAGUAUUUUUACACGCGGGUACUUAUCGUGGUGAAUUUUUGGUUAUUGAUCAUGAUGUUGCAUUAGUUGGUUCAGCGUCAGGUAAUGUUGCUGAAUCAGUUAUAUUGGAACGUGAAAGCGAAUCAACGGUAAUGUUUAUUGAGGGUGCAAAGAAGGCAUAUGUUGGACAUCUUACAUUGAAAUUUACACCCGAUGUUGCUAGUACAGUGCCACAUCAUAAACAUUAUUGUCUUGAAGUUGGUGAGAAUUGCAGUCCAACAAUUGAUCAUUGUAUUAUUCGCAGUUCAAGUGUUGUUGGUGCGGCGGUUUGUGUCUCGGGCGUUGGUGCAAAUCCAAUAAUUAGAAAUUGCGAUAUCUCAGAUUGUGAAAAUGUUGGCCUUUAUGUCACUGAUUAUGCUCAAGGUACAUAUGAGGAUAAUGAAAUUUCACGUAAUGCACUAGCUGGUAUAUGGGUGAAGAAUUAUGCGAAUCCAAUAAUGCGACGUAAUCAUAUUCAUCAUGGCCGUGACGUUGGUAUAUUUACAUUUGACAAUGGUCUUGGUUAUUUUGAAUCAAAUGAUAUUCAUAAUAAUCGUAUUGCCGGUUUUGAAGUGAAAGCAGGAGCAAAUCCAACAGUUGUACAUUGUGAAAUACAUCAUGGACAAACCGGUGGUAUUUAUGUACAUGAAAAUGGAUUGGGUCAAUUUAUUGAUAAUAAAAUUCAUUCAAAUAAUUUUGCCGGCGUUUGGAUAACAUCAAAUUCAAAUCCAACAAUUCGACGUAAUGAAAUUUAUAAUGGACAUCAGGGAGGUGUUUAUAUAUUCGGCGAAGGAAGAGGUUUAAUAGAGCACAAUGACAUUUAUGGAAAUGCAUUGGCGGGCAUUCAAAUAAGAACAAAUUCAGAUCCAAUUGUGCGACACAAUAAAAUACAUCAUGGUCAACAUGGCGGUAUUUAUGUCCAUGAAAAAGGACAGGGAUUAAUUGAGGAGAAUGAAGUUUUUGCAAAUACAUUGGCCGGCGUUUGGAUUACGACAGGAUCAACGCCAAUUUUACGACGUAAUCGUAUACACAGCGGUAAACAGGUUGGCGUUUAUUUUUACGAUAAUGGCCAUGGAAAACUUGAGGAUAAUGAUAUUUUCAAUCAUCUUUAUUCGGGCGUUCAAAUCAGGACCGGAAGUAAUCCUGUGAUUAGAGGAAAUAAAAUUUGGGGUGGACAAAAUGGUGGUGUAUUGGUUUAUAAUAGUGGAUUAGGAUUGUUGGAACAAAAUGAAAUUUUCGACAAUGCAAUGGCUGGUGUUUGGAUAAAAACAGACAGUAAUCCAACAUUAAAGAGAAAUAAAAUUUUUGACGGUCGAGAUGGUGGGAUUUGUAUAUUUAAUGGUGGCAAAGGAAUGCUAGAAGAAAACGAUAUAUUUAGAAACGCACAGGCUGGCGUUCUUAUAUCGACACAAUCGCAUCCGGUGUUGAGAAGAAAUAGAAUUUUCGAUGGACUUGCGGCCGGAGUUGAAGUCACGAAUAAUGCGACUGCCACUUUAGAAUUUAAUCAUAUUUUCAAUAAUCGAUUUGGCGGCCUUUGUCUCGCAAGUGGCGUUCAACCUGCAAGGAGAGGUAACAAAAUAUUUAAUAAUCAAGAUGCAGUGGAAAAAGCGGUGGCCAACAGUCAAUGUCUUUAUAAAAUUUCCUCGUAUACCUCGUUUCCAAUGCACGAUUUUUAUCGAUGCAGAACUUGUAACACCACCGAUCGAAACGCAAUUUGCGUUAAUUGUAUAAAAGUUUGUCACGCCGGACACGAUGUAGAAUUUAUUCGCCACGAUCGAUUCUUUUGCGAUUGUGGAGCCGGCACAUUGAGUAAUCAGUGUCAACUUCAGGGCGAACCAACUCAGGACACUGACACUCUUUACGAUAGUGCAGCUCCAAUAGAAUCUCACACACUCAUGGUCAACUAGGAUCUAACAUAAAUUUUUAAAUUUAAAAACAAAAAAAAAACGAAUCAAUCAAAUUAUCACCACAUCCCCAUUUUCAUCCGUAAGUCCAUCAUUUUCUUUUUUAGUUCUCCAUUUUUUUUUUUGUUUUUGUUUUAUAAACACAUCAUAUUUUUUUUUCCAAUUAUUGUGUUUAUAAUUCCUAAAUAUAUACUUGCAGAGUUCUUUGUUAUCUAUUCUUUUUUUUUAUCGUUUAGACGAUAAAAAAAAGAAAAUUCUCUAGAACAAUUUUUUUUAAAUGUAUAAAUAUUUGUCUAUUUAUAAUUAUAAAUAUUAUAUCCCGCGUGAGAUAAAAGGAACAAUUUUUUUUUUAAUUCGAAAUAUUUUUCUCUUUUAAUUAAUUAAUUAAUUGAUUGAAUUAAUUAAUUCUCUCUUUUUGCAUUUACCGAAAUUAUCCGAAAAAAAUUGUAAUUUUUUUUCAGGGAGAAAUGGUAAAAAAAGAAUUUUAAUCAUUUUUGAAUUUUAUUUUUCGCCGUGUACGGAUUUUUUUUUUUUAUUUUUUAAAUUGUGUCUUUCUUUCUUUUUGUGGUUGGAAAUUGAUUUCUUUUUUUUUAUGUAAAUGAAAAAACUCGAGAAGAGGAAUUUUAUUUAUUUUUAUUUUUUUUAAUAGAGAUUUUUUAUCGUAAUGAUAAAAGAAUAUAAAAUUCUUGAGUUAAAAUGCACGAUCGAUUUUUUUUUUCUUUUUUUUUUUUUCUUUUAAUAAGAAUAUAGCAAGAAUCGUGAACGUUCUAUACUGAAAAAAAAACUAGUAAAAAUUUAAUGUAAUGAUUAAUAUCAUUACUUGUGUACAUAAUUUAUUCAUUUUACAAUAACGAUACUAUUAUUAUUAUGAUUAUAAUCUAGUAAUAAUAAUUAUUAUUAAUAAAGAGCUCUGCACUUAUGUCUCCCUUUCCCCUCAUCUCUCUCUCUCUCACGAUUUAAAUCCGAAAAUCACAUCCUUUUUUCUACUUCGAACUGUUUUUUAAAAAAAAAAAAACUAAAUUCAACCAUCAUAAUCGAGAGAAAGUUGCCGGGAGGAAAAGUGAAGUUUAAGUGUUUAAAAAAAAGAAAAGAAGAAACGUGUGACCACUCGAGAAGAAGAAGAAAUAAAUUUUGUGAAUAUAUACAGAGAAGAGGAAUAAAUUUUUUGUAAUUGUUUCGUGAAGAAGAGGAAGAAAUAAAUUUUUUGUGAAUGUUUGCGAGGAGAAGAAAAUUGUGUGAAUAUUCCGGAAGAGGAAGUAAAAAAAAAUUAUUUGAUGAAUGAGAAGAAAUAAAAAAAAAAAAAAAAAUUUGGUGAAUGAGAAGAAGAAAUAAAAAUUUGGUGAACUUUCGAGAAGAGAAAGGAAAAUUUUUUUUGAAUAUUUGAGAAGAGGAAAAAAAAUUUUUUUAAUGAAAUUUUUAAGAAAAAAAUUUUUUUUGAUUAAUUUUUUUAAUAAGAGAAAAAUACAAAAAAAAUUGCGAAUAAUUCGAGAAGAGGAAAAAAAAAAUUUGAUUAAAAUUUUUAAGAAGAGGAAAAUAGAAAAAAUUGUGAAUAAUUCGAGAAGAGAAAACAAAAGAAUUUGAUUAAAAUUUUUAAAAAGAGGAAAAUAAUUCAAAAAAAAAAAUAGAUGAUUAAGAAGAAGAAGAAGAAAGAAAAUUUAAUUUUUGCAAAAAAUAUUUCUACAAAGAAGAAGAUAUUUCUAAAAAAAAAAAAGAAUUUUCAAAUACAAACUAAUAUAAAGGGUAAAAAAAAAACCCUAAAAAUAGAAAAAAAAACUUUUUUACAAUUGUAAAUAAAUUCCCAAAUCAAAUGAAUUUUCCUUUCUCUUUGUCUUGAGGAGAAAAAAAAUAAAUUGUGAUAAGAAAAAAAAAAAAAAAAAGAAGAA
Molecule: messenger RNA, 4916 nt
Organism: Leptopilina boulardi
Lineage: Eukaryota; Metazoa; Arthropoda; Insecta; Hymenoptera; Figitidae
Gene: FBXO11
Product: F-box only protein 11
Exons: 9
Coding region: 58-3036 (992 amino acids)
Biological process (GO): protein ubiquitination; regulation of apoptotic process; ubiquitin-dependent protein catabolic process
Molecular function (GO): zinc ion binding; protein binding
Source: RefSeq, a predicted model, not a curated record